AUGGCGGAGGAGAUCUUGGGCAACAUUGCGGAGGAGGCGCACGCGGCACUCCUCGCAAGCGCCGGCGACGAGGCCACCAAAAAAUCUGGCGCCAUCCGCCUACCGAUCGAGGACUCCCUGGACGGGGACUUCGGGUCGCGCGGGACUGCGUACACGGAUCUUUCCACGACUACGAGUGCGGGCACCAGCGGGCAGCUGGUGGAGCGCACGGGGGGCAUCAGCUUCGGCAGGCUGCUGUCGGUGGCGGGAUCGUGCUCGAUCAACCUGCUGCUGCCGUUCCUGAACGGGCUGAUGCUGGGGUUCGGGGAGCUGCUGGCGCACGAGCUGAGCUGGAAGUUCUCGUGGUUCGAUAAGGAGCGCAACCGGGGCUACCGCAUAUACCCCGAGGUGCGCAAGGCGGCGGAGCUGCAAGAGCGCGAGCGGCAGCGGGCGCUGUCGCGCGCCGCGGGCCCGGACGGCUUUUUGUAG
Molecule: messenger RNA, 468 nt
Organism: Eremothecium gossypii ATCC 10895
Lineage: Eukaryota; Fungi; Ascomycota; Saccharomycetes; Saccharomycetales; Saccharomycetaceae
Gene: MIM1
Product: Mim1p
Exons: 1
Coding region: 1-468 (155 amino acids)
Biological process (GO): mitochondrial outer membrane translocase complex assembly; protein insertion into mitochondrial outer membrane
Cellular component (GO): mitochondrial outer membrane
Source: RefSeq, marked provisional